Molecule: messenger RNA, 3698 nt
Organism: Toxotes jaculatrix (banded archerfish)
Lineage: Eukaryota; Metazoa; Chordata; Actinopteri; Toxotidae
Product: proprotein convertase subtilisin/kexin type 4-like
Exons: 20
Coding region: 111-2468 (785 amino acids)
Biological process (GO): peptide hormone processing
Cellular component (GO): Golgi membrane; trans-Golgi network
Molecular function (GO): serine-type endopeptidase activity
Source: RefSeq, a predicted model, not a curated record
GGAGAGAGUGUGUUGUCUCGCUUGGGGCCCCCGAUGCCAGAGUUCUAGCUUUCAUCGCACUGGGUGAAAGAUUUCUCCUGGACGUUUCACUCUCUGUGGCUACAGGCUCCAUGUUCAGUGCAGUUGUGCUGGUGCUUGGCUGUCUGCUGCAGAGUAAACUAGUAACCACAGAGGGGCAUCGUGGGACCAAUCGCUAUGUCUUCUAUGCAGUGCAUAUGGACGGAGGCAUCAGAGCCGCCAGAGCUCUGGCCGAACAUCACGAACUGGAGUUCAUACAACGGGUCGGCAGCCUGGAGGGUCUGUACAGCCUGAGAGACAGUAGGUGGCGCUCUGACAGAGCCACCUUUGAGGACACACUUGUGACUUCAGCAGGGGUUCACUGGGUGCAGAGGCAGCACAGUCAUCAUAGAGAGAAACGGGCUCCUGUGAUGGAACUGGACCACAGUACUGCUCACAGUUCCCAGAGGAGGGAGUAUGCAACUAACAGGCAGCCUGGGGAGAAUAAGAGUGACCAGUCCCUCACCUUCAAUGACCCACUCUGGCCCAUGCAGUGGGAACUGUUUGCACAGGGCGAGUACAACUCCAGUGGGUUUGACCUGAAUGUGAUGCCAGUUUGGAGCAAAAACAUCACGGGUGAUGGAGUCGUGGUCAGCAUCAUCGAUGAUGGUGUCGAUCACACAAAUGAGGACCUGAAGAAAAACUUUGAAGCCCUCGCCAGUUUUGACCUGUGUGCUUCACACGGUCUGUCUCAUGAUCCCAUGCCCAUCAGAGACGAGGAGAACAGUCACGGGACCCGGUGUGCAGGGGAAGUUGCCAUGGAGGCCAACAACUCCUACUGCGGUGUGGGCAUUGCCUUCAACGCCAGGAUUGGAGGUAUCCGCUUGUUGAACGGCUCUGUCACUGAUGCCAUGGAGGCCACAGCUCUGACCUUCAACAUCCACUUCAUUGACAUCUACGUCUGCAGUUGGGGCCCACGGGACGACGGGGCCGAGAUGGACGGGCCGCACAGCCUGACAGAGCAAGCCCUCCGGCUAGGAACUCACAAGGGUCGAGGUGGGAAGGGCAGCAUCUUUGUGUGGGCGGCAGGUAAUGGUGGAAUGCAACAUGACCACUGCGGCGCAGACGGUUAUGUUAACUCUAUCUACAACAUUGCCAUCGGUGCUGUCACUCAAACAGGGAAGCCCACCUACUUCGGCGAGCCCUGCCCCGGGGUGAUGGCCGUCACUCUGACAGGGGCCAGCGUGGGAGGCUCUCUACCUCUGGUCACUGUGACCAACACUGGGGAUGGCUGUGUCACACAAUUUCCAGGAACAUCCAGUGCUGCUCCAAUCGCUGCAGGAAUUCUGGCUCUUGUCUUGGAAGUAAAUCCUGAGCUGACGUGGAGGGAUGUUCAGCAUCUGAUUGCCAACACAGCAAAGAUCCCCGACCCCAAAGAGCCUGGGUGGAACAUCAACGCGGCAGGAUACCAUGUUCACCAUAGGUAUGGCUUUGGAUUGUUGGAUGCAGGGCUGAUGGUGCAGCAGGCUGCACACUUCAGCACUGUUGCUCCACAAAGGAAGUGCAUCCAAGAAGUCCCACUUAAUCCCACCAGGAUCCUUUCUUCAGGAGGCACCGUCAGUGUGAACAUCCAAUCAGAGGCCUGCCGUGGGAGGACUAAUGAGAUCAAUACUCUGGAACAUGUUCAGGUGAGAGUGAGCAUCAGAGCUGUGUGUCGUGGUGACCUCUCCAUAAGCCUGGAGUCCCCAGGCGGCACAGUAUCAUUGCUGUUGGACACGCGACCCCUUGACGCUUCCACUGCCGGCCUGAAAAACUGGACCCUGAUGACCGUGCACAGCUGGGGCGAGCAGCCGCGAGGCCUCUGGACCCUCCAGGUGAGUGACCACAAAGGCAUGGUGAGGAGCUGUACGAGGCUGACGGGAGAGGAGGCAGCCGGAGCCUUGCUCAGUGUUACACUCAUCCUCUACGGCACCUACCACCCACACAGGACCACGCACGAGAGACCCCUGCAGAGCAUUGUGUCCAUGGGGUCGCGUCACCCUGUCCCUCACAGGGGGGUGUACCAGAGGGACUGUUACCCCCCUCUGGACCUGAUUCAAUGGGUCUACCAAAUGGAAAGAGACAGGAAGGUGCGAGCUGCUGAUAUCACCGUACCAGCCAGACCCAAGAUGUGGAAGAUUCCUGGAAACUUAGUGUUGGAUAACCGGACCCCAGACAAGCCCCACAAGUCAGGUUUGGCUUUCCAGUUACAUCAGACAAAUGUGCAGAGGUCUGCCACGAGACGCACUGCUGUGGAGGAACUUCAUGAGACAAAGACCAUCACAGAAGAUGUGAGCAGAGAGAUCAGGUCCUUACCAUCGCAGGAUGUCGUCACACUGGAGGUGCAGCAGUCAGACUCCUCAGAUCCAGGAGGCGGAAGAACUGUGAGCAGAAAUAAAGGGGAAGGGACGGGGCAGUGGGCAGGGAAGUGAAGGAAACAAAUAUGAACCAAUGGUUAAAUAAAGACUGUUGUGUUCCACAGUGCAGCAUGCCAACUGAUCAUGAAUCAAUUCCAUGUACUGUAUUUCGACUGUGUGGCCUCAGUGUCAGCAGGGAUCAUUUAUUGUAGAUUCCUAACUUUGGCUUUAAAACUCAAUUCCUCUCCCGCCCACAGGAACACACACAAACAUAUAAAUCCUUCCUGAAAAACAAAUAGUCCCAGGAGCAGGUCUCAGCGCUCAUCUCCACUCUUCGUUUGCCUCCAGAAGUUGCAAAGGUUAGUGAAAGAUAUGUUUGUCUUUUUCCACUUCAGUGAAGGGUGAAUUCAGCUCAGUGCAAUAAGAAAUGGAUUACCCAUUUAUUAAAGGGGCUGUGUCACUCCUCAUUGGGUUGGACAAAUAACAAAUUAAUUUCUAGCCGCCUAAUUUCUCUCUGUUCUCCACUGAAUUUCCGAUAACGUUGAAUUACCGAUCACAGCCAUGUGAGCUCCCUCAACUUUUUAUCAAUUCAUUAAAAAUGUGCCACGGCGGAGAUGCUACAGAGGAAAUUCUCUCCCUUUUUUUUCCGCAUGCUUGCUUUACCACCACAACACUGUAUACAAACAGAAACCAAGUGAGGUGUUUCACAGGAAUUAGGAUAUUUAGGAUAUUAAAAACCCCAGAAAGCAUUACUACAAACCCUGUUGGAAAACGUUGCUGUGUUACCAUCUUGAAAUCGGCCGGAAACUUUUUAGCAGUUCACCUCAGUGUGAAACAAAGAUGUGAGAGUAAUGGCGCCUUUUUCCCAGUCAAGUGCAGGUCUGUAGGUAGUGACGUUUUGUAAAGUAGCAGUAGUGUAUUGACAGGGCACUAUUGAUGUUUCAAUUAGAGCAGCGUUACAUAGUGCCGCAGCAUGGUAACAUGGUGCGUCUCCUGCCAUCUGCUCUGCCUCCACGUCUGACGAACGAGGCACGUGGGGCUAAUCGAGCCGCACAUGAGCGAUGGGAUCUGUCACACACACACACUCACACUUAGCCUAUACUACACACAUCCUUAUUCAGAAAAAUGGGGAGGGAGAACUCCUCAGCCCUGCUGUUUAAACAGCCUUCAGAAAGCUUGUGAUUCCUCUCCUUCUCCCUUCACAUGUGCCACAGGAGCAGCCACCAGGUUAUGUCUCUGACAAGGAAACAGGCAAACGCACCAGAUGCACAAGUUAAAAAUCUUCAAAAGCUCAUCUGACGGAAA